Molecule: messenger RNA, 8491 nt
Organism: Nilaparvata lugens (brown planthopper)
Lineage: Eukaryota; Metazoa; Arthropoda; Insecta; Hemiptera; Delphacidae
Exons: 4
Coding region: 65-1402 (445 amino acids)
Biological process (GO): regulation of sodium ion transport
Molecular function (GO): sodium channel regulator activity
Source: RefSeq, a predicted model, not a curated record
GGUGAGAAUCAGACGUUGGUGUUGGCGCGUGAUGUGACCGGAGAGUGGAAACAACUUGGUCGAAAUGCCAAAGCACAAGCCAGUGCCCGUUGAGGACCUCGUCAUCCCACCGCAGGACACCAAGAUCUGCGGCACAAUAUGCAUGUGUCAGAUGACAGCGGUGCUGAGCAGUGUGGCGCUAGUCUACUUGACGGUGGCCAUCUACAUGCCCAGCCUGCGCGCCUUCAAGUCGGGCAUCACCGAGACGCCCGUCAUGUGCACGACCACCCGCGCCGUCAACAAGGACAACUGCGACUGGGGCUCGUGCGGCGAGUGGUGUCUCAGCAAAACCUCCGGUGCCUGCAUCCAAAUCUACGUCAAUCUCCGCAACAACGGCAGCAGUGUGUUACUAGCCAAUUGUACCAACAGUGCAAACAAGACUUGUUACGGUAUAGACCAAGAGAACGCGAAAAAGUCGCGGUGCAUCGCCGAUGAGUGUCGCAACCUGACGGGCACGUUCAACUGCACCCAAGGCAUGUGCAUCAACAUCACCGACGCCUUCGAGUGUGUCUUCAAGGACACCGAUCCCCCUCUCAAGUGCUCCGGCAGACGCGGCAAAAUAAACUGUAUAGACAUAGAUGGCUUACAGAACUGUAACCGAGGCACUUGUGAAAAAAUUCGAACUCCCUACAACUGUGAUCGUCGCUGUGUUGAUAUACCCACUCGCAAUAAAAACACAAUACUACUAAGUGGUGAUAGAGUGUAUUUAUCGCAGUGUCAACGUGCUAUGGUGAUGGGCACAGAACAGGAAGUGUGGAAUGAAAGUGAUGAUAAUAUUUUGAUGGCUAGUUGUUACACUAUUGAAAAUACGUCUCUGGGGGUACAGGCUACUGACUGUAUCAACGGAACGCUGUUGGAUAAGAGUGUGCUGAGUGAUUUGACCAAUUUCACGUAUUUGAGUUACUUGAGUGUGACUAAUACGAGAAUGUUGGAUGAGAAGAGGAAGGUGGCACCACCAGAGAUGGAUCUAUUGAUUUCGAACGAGUCGAGGUUGUUGAUCAACCUGGAAGGGUGUGUGAACACCCUGCGCGAUGAGUGCAAGGAAUUCCUGAGGGAAUACGGAAAGGACGGCACCGACCACAAUGCACGUGCUCGUUUCCCGUGCUUCUUUGCCGUCGACAACACCGACGUGGUGGUGGCUCGCUUCAAUUUGGAGGCCACCUAUCGCGAGUUCCUCAUCGCCUCGCUAGUGCCUUCCAUCCUCUUCAUCGUCAGCUGCCUGACGCUCAUCCUCUGCCAGAGAACGGUGGAGGUCGGCGACGACGCCAAAAUGCGCUUCAAGCGGAAAGGAGCCGGCAACGCCUCGGAGAAGGACAACGGCCUUGGUGACGCCGGAGGGGGCGACGCCGCUAUGGCACUCUGAGAUCCGUCACGCAUUCCCCUCCUCCAGGAUAGUCCUACACACCAGCAACAGCACGUCUUCUCGUUGCAGGACUAUUGACUGGCCAUGCAGCAAGCUGCUCACCAACGCAUCUGUAAAUAUUGACUAUUACUUAGCACUUGCCAACGCAACGCAACGCAACGCACGGAGGGGAAAGCGUCUUCGCUCCUUUUUGAGACCGCGAUUCCGCACUAAGAAUCGUCGUUGUCGCCCGAACAAAAAGACUUUCUAAUCAAAUUUAUUACGAAUUUUUUAUAAGUACCGUCGCAAACCAACUGUGAAGGAAAGCACGUCUGACAGGGAAAAAAUUGCUCAUACAAUUUUAUCGGCCACCACCAACAAACAAAAGUAAUCCACGCGGGAAGCCAAAUUAUAAUCCAGUCCUUCCAUGGUGAAUAAAGCAGCAUGGUGCUUUUUAUCCUGUGAUUUUGUUAGUUACUAACAGAAGCCAAAUAAGUGAUAAAAGACAAUUGCUUUAUAAAUUUAUUAUAUUAACGACCUUCCACGAAACUAUUCUCUCAUAAGUUUAUAAAAUAUAAUAUUAAUCGAGGAUAGCAACAGCGAAAUAUAUAAAUUACAGAUGUUCGCUUGUUUUUGAAAAUAUCAACGAUAUUUUUUUUAAACUAAACACAAAAUUACCAGGAAGAGCUAACAUUGAUCUUCCAUAUUAUAGUUAUCCACGUAACUAUCAUUAGAAAUCUCGUACACUUACUUGUUUAUCUUUGGAGAAGCUUUGAGUUAUGUCAGUUAUAAUAAUGAUAAUAAUAAAUUAAAUUCAGACGGCAAUGUUAGAAGAUCAUCGCGUAGAUCACCAAAUCGCGUCAUAGAAAAAACGUUAGUAGCGGUUCGCCUUUUCUCUCAAUUAAAUUCGCUAUUAAACUCGCUUGAUGAUUUUUAACUAGAGAUUUGAAGAGCUAGAUUGUUAGUUGCUGAACUAGGUUAAACAAAGAGAAACAAUAAGAGGGAAUUUUUAGAUUCGAGAUUUAACGGUUGAAUAGCUUUGUAGAAGUAGUUGUUUGAAGUAGGGGGAACCUAGAGACGAAAGACAUAUUAUGUAAUAGGAGUUCAGAAUGGUAUUCAGUAGUCUAAAAAGCAUAUAAGAGGAUAUACAACAGAAAUAAGAAGUGUGUGAGUGAUUUGCUUGAACCUAGAAAGUAUAAUUUCAGUUAAUACGAGAAAAGUAAUAAUUUCUAAAAAUUGCCAGUAGUCUAGAAAUGCAGACAGUAUAUAUGGUAUAAACUGGGAAAAAAUGGUGGAACUUUUGAGCGAUCAGGAAGGAUAGAGGGAUGAACAAAGUUUUUAUCAGAGAAUCAUAGUGUUCUUUGAAUCUUGAGAUAGAGAGACAACUCAGAAUAAAAAAGGUUUCCCAAAGAAUUUCCAAGUCUAUAUUGAUCAAUAUAAUUGUGGAUUAAUUGUUUGUGUGUGGAUUUCUAGACCUGAUAUAUGAGAGUAGCAGCGUAAGCAAAGGAAAAUACUUGCAAAGAUUACACCGAGAAGUUGUUGAAAUCCUAGAAAUCGUAGAGAGAAAAUCUCCUAAGAGUAGGGGAGAACUGCGUGUAGUGAGGGGUAGGAGGUUAUGAUAAUUAGCUAAGUGGUACAUUUAACCGUCAAGACGAGAAAACGAAACGGCCUCAGCAUAGAUUCGGAGGAGACCCGGAUCAUAAUGGGGGCGGAGGAGGAGGAGGAGGAGGAGGAAGAGGAAGAGGAGGAGGAGAACGAGCAUGGGAGUCAUGAAGGGGAAGAGGUGGAGGAUGAGGAGAAGGAUCCAGCCACCAAGGAUCCAGGAGCGGAUGAAGAGGUGGAGGAGAUUGAGACCCUCAUGGAGAAGGCUAAGUUCUACACGUCGUUAUGUAUGGGUACAACUGCCAUUUUGUCGGUGUUUGCGUUCCUGUUUCUGAUUCCGUUCAUUAUAGAUCCGGCCAUUUCGACGAUCCUGGCCGACUACCAACAGGAGCCCGUCACGUGUGUGGCGACCGAACACGUAUACUCGGAGGGACUGAGCAAUUGCACGUGGGCCUCCUGCCGCGAGGGAUGCACCACCGCCGCGCUACGCUGUCAUCAGAUACGUGUCAACUAUUCGCUCAUCACAUUCGACAACUGGACCAAGCUGAAUACUCCAGUGGACCAAAUCGACUGGUUUGUCAACGACACAAAGUUCUUCAUCAACACAGAGGGCUGUGGCUACCCGCCGCGAGUCAACUGCUCCGUAUUCGCCAAAAAGUACGGCUACAAGAACCUCGGCACGCCCUUCCCCUGCUACUACAGCAAGAACUACCCGGAAAUGGUUGUAGCGCGCUACAGCUGGGACGAUAACCUGCGCUACAUGAUUCUGUCGCUGAUCAUCCCCAACCUACUGUUCGUCAUCUCGAUCAGUGUGCUCAGCUACUGGUAUUGUCCCCGCUGCAAUCAGGAGGAGGCAGACAUCGAUACCGCCUCCUUCGUCGAAAAGUUUCCCCCACCCAAGGAUGAAGAUAUGGAGGACUACGAUACUAACGAUUAUUAGACAACGUAGACUACGUUAAUUUCUCGUCACUUUAGAUUAAUCGGAAUUCGUGAAAAUCUAGAGAAUUGAUUCUGCAUCAUCAUAACCAUCUCAAUCAUCAUCUUCCAUCUCAGCAGUUAACAGAAUGACUCAAAAUUUUAACAAACCUUCACUUAGUUUCAAGGGUUAAAAUCGCUAAUCUAAGCUUAGAUCAUAGCUUGCUCACCGAUGACUAAAAUGAAUUCAGCACUCAUCGUUUUUAUUAAAUUUCCCUGUUACUAAGACAAUCCAUCUCACACAUUCUUCUCAUGAACCACACUCAAAUUUAUUAAUUUAUCUCUUACUAAUCAUCAUGUUUCAUAAUAUCUUGUUCUUAAUCACACUUCUUUAAAACCUUUAUAAAUAUUCGAGAAAUAUAAUUGCUGUCAUAGUAUUUUAUAGAAUUUAUCAGUCCACUUUGAAUAUUACUAAAGAUUAGGUUGAACGAUUACAUCAAUCGUGAUUGCAGUAAUUUAGCUCGAUCUAGAAUCGAUAUUCAUCAAAAUACAGUAGAUCUAGUAGGCUUGAGUUUGGAAUCUGACUAAAUAUGUAUGUUUUAAUUCAAGAACAAAUAUUGAGUUUAUUACUAUAUUUUAUAUCAUGUCUGAAAAAUGAAUCAUAAAUUUUAAAUGCUUCCACUAAUCUAACUACAUCUACAUCAGAUCUUUGAGUAGUUGACAUUUUCAAUAACAAACUAUUUGGGAUAAGCAAAUUUAAGUUCAAUAAACUCACAUUUGAAUAAAGGAAUGAGUAUCUAUCGAUUUGUUUAAUACCGGUAUUCCUGAAUAAAUAGUCAUCAUUCUCGAUAUGAAACUAGUUUCUUGGAGCUUCAUUGAAGCUUUGAGAGAAAUCGUAUCAAAUUCCCGCCAAGAUACAGAGAAAUUUAUUUCAUGUGCAUUUCAAGUUCAAAGUGAUGCUAAUUAUUUUUGUUGUUGAAAUUUUUGGAGAUACGGUAGCGGUAGUCAAUGAGCUCCUCAAAAACUGAGAAUAUUGAUUCAACAUUGUGUCAUUUUUCAUGAGCCAUCAUGAAAAAUCUAUUGUAAAAGAUGAAAUUCAGCUCAAAUAUCCAAAAUUGGUUCUAUUGAAACUGAUCAGCAUCAACUUAAUCAAUUCAUCAAACGAUCCAAUAAUUCACUUAUUUUAUUUACUACUGAAAUAAUAGGUUCUACUCAUUUAUACUGCGAAUCAAUACUUUAAAUGCAUGAAAUUCAUAAUAAUAUGAUAGUUCCAAUCAAGGCACUAACACCUAUUACUUUGUAUUGUUACUACCUUGGUUUCAAUAGUUUCUAGUUAUAAAGAAAUUGUAUCAAAUUCGUAGUUUAUUAAAGCUAGCCGCAUAACAUCCCUACCAGAAGGACAAAAAUGUUAUAAUGUUAGUUCAUUUGUCCGAAAGAAAAGAAAGCUAUGGAUCGUAUACUUUUGUCUAGUGAUUCAUCCUGACAAUUCAGCUUAAAUUAUAACUAGCUGCAUCCUGCAUGUAAUAGAAAUCUAUUCAAUCGAAUCUUUGAGUAGUCUAUUUGUUCAUUUAUGUGGAAUUAAGUUAUACAAACUAUGUUGUGUGAGGACAACUUCUACAUAAUAAAUCAAGACAAAUGAUCAAGUGAUGAGUCAGAUAAUGACUUGGAGAAUUGAAAACUCGUUCUGAAAGUUAACACCACUCAUGUGUGUAAUCUGGAUGCAAAUUAUAGUACAGUGGUUGAAAAUUACGGUAUUUGUAUGAAGUACGAUAUUACUCUUAAAAGUUUACUCUUUCGGAUUAAAUACAAUCGUACUCAAAAAUAUGGCAUGAUUCCAUAUAAAGUCAAACAAUAUUUUCUGUUGAAAUUAGCUCCGAUUUAUGCAUUGCUAUCCCUAUACUUUGGACAGACUGUACUCAAUUAUGGAUGAUAGUGCUCUAUCUUACUUGGAAGAAAAGUGAUAUUGUUCAAAAAUGUUGCUCAGUGAGGAAGCAUCCCAAUGUUUCUGAGCAGUUCUCAAUAUAAUCAAACUUCUAUAAUAUUUUGAAAUUGAAAGCUAAAGUUAGAUAACAGAAGCCAGUUCUCUUAUCGCUCUCGGAUGCUCUUAUUUGUACUCAAAACAUUAAUAAUGAACCUAAUCCUACAGGCUAAAUUAUAUUAUAAAUUAUACUAUCCAUAGUAAACCUAUGAAGAAAACGAAUUGUGUAUGAUACAUGAUUAUUCUGAUCGUUAUUGAAUUCCGUUAUGAUGAAUGUUUUUAAAAACGAUUUGGAUGAAGCUUAUCAUUAUUCCAAGCUGAAUUCCAUGUUCCACGAAUAGGGAUAUGUACUAAUUGAAUGUUAUUCUCCAACAGCUUUAAAUAGAAUUAAUUUAUGGAGUACAAACUAAUUGUUGCUAUUAAAAACAUCAAUGCGUUUAAAAAAAUACUCGCUUACUCUGAUGUAGAUAACGUCCCAUGUUAUAAAGUAUGAUUUGAUUGCAAUGAAAUUUUAAACUAUUUUGCUUUGAAUCAGAAAUAUUAAAGUGGUUUAUGAAUAAUCAUCGAGAAAUUUAAUAAUUCAUUUAUAAUGCAAAGAGUAUCAUAAAUUACACUAGAGCCAAAGUUUAAAGUUGGAGUAGUUUCCCAAAACUGACCACUCAAUUCUCAGAAUAUCUUGAAAACCCCGAUCAUUGCAAUUAUUCUCAAUCUGACUAAAUCGAAAAGUCAUUAGUAAUGAGAAGCGAAUCACGUCCAAUCAUUAUCAUCAAACUCUAUGAAAACUCUUAAACAAUGCUUGUCCAAUUUUAUAUCCCAUGAAAAUGAUCAAACGCAUAUUUUGAUGAAGCAUUGAUAAAAAGCAAUUGUGUCCUAGUGACUCCUCUAUAAAUAUCAGACUGAUUUAUCUCAAUUACUGUAUGAAUGUUGUUAACAUAUUAUUAUUAAGGAUAUCUAUAUAAGUUUAAAUACUACUGAAGAUUAUGGUAUUUUAUUGCUCGAAUCCAUAUUGAUAUUAUUCAAAGAAUAUUAAGUUUUGAAACUAGUCAUUGUUGAUUAAAUAGCAUUGAAGACUUUACGGAAAGUUAAUGUUACUCAUUCUGAAUGAGCUUGAUAAUUUAUUGUUAUAUCUUCAUUUCUAUGGUAUUUAUUUUGAGUACUGUAAUAGAUUUAAAAGUAAAAUUUAAAGUACGAACAUCACUAUGGGAAUGAGACUGUGUUAAUGCUUGAAAUAGGACGGUAGCCUAGGCCUACUUGUUUCAAGAAACGGUGUAUAAGUUUAGAUCAUUUGAAGUGAUUUGAUGGUUGGUGAUGUGAAAUUCUUUAUGGAGUUUUCAAUUUAUUACGGAGUUGGCAUACAAUUUUCGCUCAGUUAUGUUAAAACGUUGUUUGUUAAAACUGAAGGUUUCACUCGUUCCUCUACAUUAUCUAGCUGAAAAUCAUAAAAAAGGUAAUUCAUGUUUAUUAUUGUGAUGUAACAACAAUAAUAUGCAUAUUGCCUGAAUUGUAAUCUACUAAAUCUAAAUCUAAUAUCAUAUUUAAUUGAUAUUAUUUCUCACAGGCUAUAAGUUAUCCAUAAUAAUAGUAUGAAUUAUAUAAAUCAAUCAAAUGAACGAAUUCUCAGAUGGAAUUUUAGCUGAUAAUAAGAAUAUCUGGUUUUUUGUUAAUUCAUAUUGUUUUCAAUUAUUAUUGGCGAGUUAUUUUUGGAUUAUCACAAUUUAAACUUGAAAUUAUAUUCAAUAAAGCGCUCACGGUUUACAGUGUUCAAGUUUAACAAUGAUACAUGAUGAAUACAUCGCAGUGUUACACUUCUUAUUAUAGCAUCUGAAUUCAUCUUGACUAAUCAGAUACCUCACCUUUUAUAGCAAGGCAAUAACCUAGCAAUUUAUCAGUUCUAUUUUCACGACCAUUCAAUUCCUAAACACAAAUACAUUUAUAGUAAUAUUAUUCGACCCAAAAAAUUAUUUCAAUCUAGAAGAUUAGAUGAGCAGAUUUAUGAGAAAAUUCAAAGUAGGCCUACCGUAGUGCCAAAUGAUACUAUUCAGGCUUGCACCAAUAUUUGAAUAACUCAUCUUCAUUGUAAAAAUAUAGAAUAAUAAAUAUUAUCAUUUUUAACAUCCCAUUGUAAAAGAAUAAUCAUAACUAUAGGUUAUUCAUAUGUUCCAUAGAAAAAUAAUAGGUCAAAGCAAAUUUCUUAAAACACAGUAACAUGAAUAGUUUUAAUAAAAUACAAGAAGAUGAAAAGUUAUGAAUGCAAAACUUAACCAACUCAAAGCUUUAAUUAUUGACCGAUCAAGGUCACUUAUUCAUUCACAAAUUCCUUCAUAAUCUAGUUAUGAUUAUUAUUAUUAUUAUUAUUAUUAUUAUUUUAUCGUGAUUAUUUUAUACGAUUACACAUUAUCUAUUGAAAAUAUUCUUCUUAUGCACAUCUUAGAGUACAUAGUUUUGUACAACAUGAUAUUGUGAUAUUAAUGCUAAUGGUGUAUCUUAAUGCCAUUCAGGUGAAUGACGAUGUAUGUUUCCAGUGCAGUGAGAUCUGGAGUGUGUGUGUAAAUUCAAAUAAUAUGUAAACAAGUUUAAGACAAUAUGAUGAAAAAUUAAAUUAAUUAAUUCUGAAA